AUGGCCUCCGUCUACAUCGAGCCCAAUGCUGACGAGGCGGAUACACUACACUCAUUAGAACAGCUUCUCAGCAACAACACCAAAACCCGCUGCAUCAAUGGUUGCGACUUCAAUGGUUGGCACCCACUCUGGGGGAGCGAACGCAUGCACGCAAGAGGAAGGGAAAUCCUCGAACUCUCCCUCAUUCACGGUCUCUUGGUAUGCACCCACAUUCGAAACUAUUGUCUACGGCCAAGUAUCAGACUGGAAGGUGAACCUGGACGCUUGUCCCCAUCGCAACACAACGCAAUCGACUAUACAUAUACUCUAUUUAUUGCUCUUGAAGUGACACUAAAAGACAGUGCGGGCGCCAGUAUGCCCCCAGCCGCCGACCCCAAGCCCCUCCCGGCCCUGGCCGAAGAUGUGACAGAUGACAAAGAUGACAGUGGUUGUAAAAAAGGGGAAAAGGAAGGGAAAGCCGGCCUCGGCUACACGGCCCGGCGCCUCAUAAAGAUUGAUUUUUAUAUUUGUAUAAGAUUGUCACCACCACAUCAAUUGCCCGCACACCAGUAUCUACCACACCACUCAUCACCACCACCUUCACAGUCGACAUCACAAACUCGGUCUUGCCGUAAAAGAUCCGCUAAAGAUCUGGGACAAAUUUAUGAGGCCUACUCGGGUUCUAGUACUGCUGCUCUCACAGAAAAAACUGCAUCAAAAUCUACCCAUAAAUUACCGAGAUAUCCCACUUUAAACCAAAAUCGGGAGAAAGAGCUACAUUACUUGACCAACGAAGGUAUUUAUUGUCUUGGAACAGUACAGAGAAACAGGCUCGGAAAAGUGUGCAAGUUGUUGGAGAAACGGGAAAUUAUGAAGCAAGUCAUCUUGCUCCCCUGUCCGCUGAAAAGGGGACUCCGGGGGCAGGAUCCUUCACUCUGCCGAGUGGACUUGUUCUGUAUCCGGCACAAUCCCGCUCCCCAGCUCCCCUGUAGCAGGGGGCUCCGGGGGAUGCAAGAUCGGGCGGUGGGCGGUCUUUUAGACUGCUCGCCGGCCAACCCGUAA
Danaus chrysippus (African queen) is the source of this 1041-nucleotide messenger RNA. NCBI's taxonomy places the organism in Eukaryota, Metazoa, Arthropoda, Insecta, Lepidoptera, Nymphalidae. The record is from the annotation of a GenBank genome assembly.